CUCUCUCUCUCUCUCUCUCUCUCUCUCUCUCUCUCUCUCUCUCUCUCUUUGUGAAGCUCAACAACAAUGGCGGCCGAGAUGGCUCUCGUGAAACCCAUUUCCAAAUUCACCUCGCCCAAGCUGACCAACCCGAGUACAUACCUCGCCGGCCGCCGCUUCUCCACCGUGAGGAUGUCGGCCACCGCAUCUCCGCCGCCAGCGACGGCGAAGAAGGCGAGCAAGAAGGAGAUAAAUGAGACGCUGCUAACGCCGAGGUUCUACACGACGGAUUUCGAGGAGAUGGAGCAACUCUUCAACACCGAGAUAAACAAGAACCUGAACCAGGCGGAGUUCGAGGCUCUGCUUCAGGAGUUCAAGGCCGAUUACAACCAGACCCAUUUCGUGAGGAACAAGGAAUUCAAGGAAGCAGCCGACAAGCUCCAGGGCCCUCUCCGACAGAUCUUCGUCGAGUUCCUCGAGCGGUCUUGCACUGCUGAGUUCUCUGGUUUCCUUCUCUACAAGGAGCUCGGAAGAAGGCUCAAGAAAACGAACCCAAUUGUGGCUGAGCUCUUCUCUCUAAUGUCCAGAGAUGAAGCAAGACAUGCCGGCUUCUUGAACAAGGGUUUGUCAGAUUUCAACUUGGCUCUUGACCUGGGGUUCCUGACGAAGGCCAGGAAAUACACCUUCUUCAAACCCAAGUUCAUCUUCUACGCCACCUACCUGUCCGAGAAAAUCGGGUACUGGAGGUACAUCACCAUCUACAGGCACCUUAAGGCGAACCCCGAGUACCGAUGCUACCCGAUCUUCAAGUACUUUGAGAACUGGUGCCAAGACGAGAACCGCCAUGGCGAUUUCUUCUCGGCAUUGCUCAAGGCUCAGCCUCAGUUCCUCAACGACUGGCAGGCCAAGCUCUGGGCUCGCUUCUUCUGUCUCUCGGUUUACGUGACGAUGUACCUCAAUGACUGUCAACGCACCGCAUUCUAUGAAGGAAUCGGGUUGAACACCAAGGAGUUUGACAUGCAUGUCAUCAUCGAGACGAACCGGACGACAGCGAGGAUAUUUCCGGCGGUGCCGGACGUGGAGAACCCAGAGUUCAAGAGGAAACUGGACAGGAUGGUUGAGAUCAACGACAAGCUGAUGGCCGUGGGAGAGAGCGAAGAUCCAUCGGUCGUCAAGAACAUCAAGAGGGUCCCACUGAUCGCAGCCUUGGUAUCUGAGCUCUUUUCCGCUUACCUGAUGCCUCCCGUCGAGUCUGGAUCCGUGGACGUUGCUGAAUUCGAGCCCACCCUUGUCUAUUGAUUACCCCUUUUGAAUGUUUCUUUUUUGUUGUUGUUGUUGUUGUGUAUUCAGACAAACUUAUAGAAACCUGAGAGAAAUAUGGUUUUUGUAUCUGUAGAGCCUCAAUCGUCUUUUUUCUUUCCAGUUUUAUUGCAGAACUGUCUAUUUUA
Molecule: messenger RNA, 1427 nt
Organism: Tarenaya hassleriana
Lineage: Eukaryota; Viridiplantae; Streptophyta; Magnoliopsida; Brassicales; Cleomaceae
Product: magnesium-protoporphyrin IX monomethyl ester [oxidative] cyclase, chloroplastic-like
Exons: 5
Coding region: 67-1278 (403 amino acids)
Biological process (GO): chlorophyll biosynthetic process; photosynthesis
Cellular component (GO): chloroplast thylakoid membrane
Molecular function (GO): magnesium-protoporphyrin IX monomethyl ester (oxidative) cyclase activity; metal ion binding
Source: RefSeq, a predicted model, not a curated record